AUGUCGAAUAAUAAUCUCGGCGAAGGGAAAUCUUUUAACAGUACGCUGAUCCAAGAUGUAAAAGUUACGAACGAGAAGUACGAUAAGAACAAUGCAGUCGGCCCGCACAAAAGCAGCGAGGAAACGGUGAAAAAGUCGAGCAAAGCGACUCAGAUCGAUCUUAUCCAAUUGUCUUACGGUACGCAGAGAAUCAGGCCACCUUCUUUGGAUUAUUUGCCGAAACAGAUGCAGACCAAUGAAUCCAGUUAUCCAAGCUAUAAUUCCAAGAGCCCAUCGUUGUGCCCGUCUCAGAGCGAGUUAGUUCUAUCGCCAAGAAACAAGAAUAAUCGUUAUGUAGCUUUGGAUAUGAGAUCGAUGAAUAGUUUUCCAUUCUCAAAUAGUCAUACCUCGAUAAAUAACAUGCCGUACACAUGUUGUUGUGCGUGCGCGGGAUCACCAGGAUCUCCAACACCUUCCUCCAGACAAAUAGAGGAACAAGAUGGCCCUGAAGGUCUUUCGUGGAGAAGAUUACACAUGAGCAGAGCUAAAUUAAAAGCUACUGCAACAACGUCGGAAUUAUUAAGCGGUUUCGCUAUGAUAGCUAUGGUUGAACUGCAAAUAAAUGAGACAACCGAGGUGCCCGAAUGGCUGUUUGUGAUGUUCGCUGUUUGCACAACCGUCCUAGUAUCAGUACACAUCUUUGCUUUAAUGAUAAGCACGUAUUUAUUGCCGAAUAUCGAGGCCGUCAGUAAACUUCACGUGUCUCGCCUCGUUUCGGAAUCACCUCAUGAAAGAAUGCGCGGCUUCAUCGAGCUGGCUUGGGCAUUUUCCACGGUAUUAGGAUUAUUUUUGUUCCUAGUGGAAGUAGCUAUACUGUGCUGGGUGAAAUUCUGGGAUUAUUCGUUUACCGCCGCCACUGCCAGUACUAUCAUAGUCAUUCCAGUCCUCAUAGUGUUCAUUGCGUUCGCCGUUCACUUCUAUCAUUCCUUAGUGGUAUAUAAAUGCGAAUCAACGAUGACUGAUAUGAACGAGUUGGAAAAUAUCAAAAGAAAUUUAGAUAACGUGACGAUGAGGCAGAGCAGCGUAUGAUAAAAUUAAAGAUCUCGAUUUUCAAAUCAAUUUCGAAUUUCGAUUGGUUGUGUCCUUGUCUUCUAAAAUACGUCCCGGAGACUCUGCGUAUUAUUUACCCAUGUUUUACUGGAAAGUAUUGUAACCAUAUUCAAUAACAUAUACGCACUACACACAUUAAUAACGAUGAAAGAAGAACACAUGUAAGUUUAUUCAAUAACUUUACUUAUUCAAUACGAUCACGCGAAAGCGAUCGUAUUUUUAUUAUAUAUAAAAAUGUACAUAGCUGUACACAUGCAAGUCGAGAAUUGCAACAGUACAAGCAAAGUGCUCUUAUAAGUAUAUCAGCUAUAUUAUUUAGCAUUUAAUUAUAUUCUAUUUAUGACUUAA
Apis cerana (Asiatic honeybee) is the source of this 1437-nucleotide messenger RNA. RefSeq names its product calcium release-activated calcium channel protein 1. Gene Ontology annotation, cellular component: membrane. Gene Ontology annotation, molecular function: store-operated calcium channel activity. Gene Ontology annotation, biological process: store-operated calcium entry. The record is from RefSeq and is a predicted model, not a curated record. Lineage: Eukaryota; Metazoa; Arthropoda; Insecta; Hymenoptera; Apidae.